CUUUCUCUCCUUCUCCCUCCUUUUUUUAUUUUUUUCCUCUCUCGUACUAUAAAAUAGCAGCCUCUUUCUCUACGUCUUUUCAUCUGCUCUCUCCCUCUGCAAAUUUCAGGAUUCUUCUCCCGCUUUAUCCCAGCGAUUUUUUUAGGGUUUAUACUCCAUGUCUUUGAAUUUAUAGGGUUUCAUCUCAGCAUCUGCAUUUCAAUACGAUUUUUUGCUCUCUCAUCUGCAUUUCAAUACGAUUUUCCACUCCUUUACUGCAUUUAUCUAGGGUUUUUCCUCAACCCUUCCCACAUUCUAGGGUUUCCUCUUCGCUUCUGCAUAUAUCUAAGGUUUUUUCUUUAUAUUAGCUAUUUUCGACCUUUUUGCCAUUUUUUUCGCAUUCUUGAAGUUCUUUUAUACUGAAUAUACGUUUUAUAUACGAUUUCUAGAAUAUACGGUUUUUAUACGCUUCAUUGCAACUUUCUACACCGAUUGCAGAUUUUUAUUAUUUUUUUGAAACUCCUGGAAUUGGAUUGCUAUGGGAGAAUGGUACGAGAUUGCUCACUCCAUUUUCAUCGGCAUCUUCUUCUCCUUUCUAGCCUCAAAGCUUAUCUCCACCGUCACCUCAUCCCCGGAAGAGAAUCUCAGACUCGUUCGUGAGGAUGACCCGCCUGCAGGUACUGUCAACCCUGGAUCGAAAUCUUUUGAUCCCGUGAAUAUAAAUGUGACUGAAAUGCCUGCCGAGAAUCUCAGCCUUGUUCCUGAGGAUGACCCGCCCGUGGGAACCAUCAACCCCGAUUCGAAAUCUGUUGAUCUCGUGGAUAUAAAUGAGGCUGAAAUGCCUGGCGCUGGAAAAUCUAUGGCGAGCGAUAUCCUUUCGGUUGAUGUCGAUGAUGAUUGGGAAGGGGUCGAGAGCACAGAUUUAGAUGCGACGUUUAGUGCCGCGAUUGCUUUUGUGGCUGCUGCUGCUGCGGACCGUCUAUCGCAGAAGGUUUCAAAUGAAGUGCAACUCCAGCUCUACGGGCUUUACAAGAUUGCUACUGAGGGCCCCUGCAGUGUCCAGCAGCCAUCUGCGAUCAAGAUUUCAGCUCGGGCUAAGUGGAAUGCAUGGCAGAGAUUGGGUGUUAUGUCUCCUGAGGAAGCCAUGCAGAAGUACAUCAUGAUCGUGAGUGAGCUGUAUCCUUCCUGGGCAAGUGGCUGUACUAUUAAAACAGAUGGAGAAGCUGAUGAACAUAGUACUUCUGCUAAAGGAAUGCCGGGACCAGUAUUCAACACUUCUGUAAAUGAGGAAGGAUCUGACGGACCAGUAUUGAAUACUUCUGUAAAUGAGGAAGGAUCUGACAAUGAAAUAUCACGAGGGAAUGAAAACAUUACAUUGGCCUAUAGAUCAUGGCCGCCUCAAUGUUGUGGAGCUGCUCAAUAGCCGGAAAGCAGAUGUGAAUGCUCAGGUGUCAUCAUUUCCAUGAUGGGCCUGUCAGCACCCUGAAAUCAGGUCAAAGUGGGACAAACGUGAGAGAAGACGAUGCUCAAUUCACUGCGAAUUGAAAUGCUGACCUGAACAUAAAGCAUAACAAUGGACCCAUGUGAUCUGUGCAGACGACCUGGGCGUGGAUGUUUCCAGUAAUUGAUGAUUGCCACCCUUUUAUCUCUUAUCUCUUGAUGAAUUUUUACUAGUUCCAUUAUAUGUAUAUAUCUUAAUUUCUCACUGAUACAUAGAUGUGGUCUCAAAUUCAUAGCUGUGUUUUUAAUGGAGUCAUUUUGGAAUCCUAGGGUUGGUUAUAUGGAGGAAUUCUAUAAUCCUGGUGCAUAUUUUGCCUGUUGGGUUAUGAAACUGGUAUCAUGCUUGCUACUUGUAUUGGAUAUCCAAUCUUGGAAAACCAUAGUAGUAAAUCAUCCACCAGAGGAUUGUAAAUACA
This is a messenger RNA of Magnolia sinica, 1895 nucleotides long. Its product is annotated as acyl-CoA-binding domain-containing protein 1-like. Gene Ontology annotation, molecular function: fatty-acyl-CoA binding. The record is from RefSeq and is a predicted model, not a curated record. Lineage: Eukaryota; Viridiplantae; Streptophyta; Magnoliopsida; Magnoliales; Magnoliaceae. Gene Ontology annotation, biological process: fatty acid metabolic process. The coding region runs from base 518 to 1402 and encodes 294 amino acids. The transcript is spliced from 5 exons.